AUCACAUGACUUAAAAAUGUUGUAGGUUUAAAAAAUAAUAAUAAAUAAGCGUGUGUGUGUUAAGCAUUGUUACACAGAAAAAAGGAUGUUUAGUAACUUGCGCUGAUCGAACCUGUUUAGUCUUGUGACGCUUCAUCACCAUUGUAGUAUAAAAUACAUAUUCGUGCUUUAUAGAAUUUCAGUAUUAGUAUGGAUAUUCGUUUUUCUCUUUAUAUUCUUUCACAGUCUUCUUCGUACAUUACAAGAAAUUCCAUAAGCAUUUAAAUAAAAGAUUAGACGACAGGUAUUUCCAUUAAGAUGGCGAAACUGAUGUCCCGUACACCUGACAAAAGAACUUUUCGUUUAGUUCAUGAACAAGAAUUAACAGAACGUGAUGAGCUAAAAGCUCGGUUGGAAUUAUGUGAAACGCCUGAAAGGAGGGAAACAGGAAUGCGAGCGCUUAAAGCAUUACUUGCAAACAUUCAAAAUUUGAACAGUUGUAUGGACGACGAUUACCUGCUCUCUUUUCUGAGAGUUCGAAAAUUCGAUUGCGACCAUGCUGUGACGCUUAUCCGGGAGCACUACAGCAUCCGGGCCCAGUACCCGGCCCUUUUCCCCUCCCCUUCGAAACUGGAACCUUUGCUCAGAAAUGGAUUCGUCAACCAGCUGCCAUACAGAGAUGAAGAAGGACGAGCGAUUUUCGUAAUCAAAAUGU
This is a messenger RNA of Uloborus diversus, 694 nucleotides long. RefSeq names its product alpha-tocopherol transfer protein-like. Gene Ontology annotation, cellular component: membrane. NCBI's taxonomy places the organism in Eukaryota, Metazoa, Arthropoda, Arachnida, Araneae, Uloboridae. Gene Ontology annotation, molecular function: phosphatidylinositol bisphosphate binding. The record is from RefSeq and is a predicted model, not a curated record.